GAAUAACCAUUACUUCCGCAAAAAAGUUCCAAGUGCAGGUGGGUGCUAAGGAAGCUUCACCUAACAAAAUCACCUAACAAAAUAUCGAAGCAGCCUGGCAGCUCCGAUUAUACCAAAUUCCCCUCUUUUCUCGACUACACUGGAAGGUUUUUUUUUUUGUUAUUUAUAACCAAGUAUAACAGGCUUCCUGAAAGAUGGCUUCCAUGUUUGAGCAGCCUUCGAAUGGGACUCUGUUCCUCGGCGGCCAGAAGAUUUCCGGUGCAGAUAUCAGGGAUCAGAAUGUUCUUGCUACCCAAUCCAUAGCGAACGUUGUCAAGAGUUCUUUUGGGCCCAGCGGUCUAGAUAAGAUGAUGGUAGACGAUAUUGGAGAUGUCACAGUAACCAACGACGGCGCGACCAUCCUAAGCUUACUAGAUGUCGAACAUCCCGCUGGAAAGAUCCUCGUCGACUUAGCACAUCAGCAGGAUAAAGAAGUCGGUGAUGGUACAACUUCGGUAGUGCUUAUCGCCGCCGAACUCCUUCGCCGAGCAAACGAGCUCGUGAAGAACCGAAUACACCCAACUACUAUCAUCACAGGCUACAGACUUGCUUUGAGAGAGGCCAUUAAAUACAUGAACGAGAAUGUCAGCAUCAAAGUGGAAAACCUCGGCCGCGAAUCGCUAAUCAGCAUCGCAAAGACGUCAAUGUCCAGCAAGAUUAUCGGCGCCGACUCUGACUUCUUUGCUAACAUGGUUGUUGAUGCUCUCCAAGCAGUCAAGACGACAAAUAACCGUAGUGAGGUGAAAUAUCCCGUCAAGGCAGUCAACAUACUAAAAGCACAUGGCAAGGGCGUUUUAGAAUCUGUCUUAGUCAAGGGAUAUGCUUUAAACUGUACCGUUGCAUCGCAGGCAAUGACUACGCGGGUACAAGAUGCUAAGAUUGCAGUACUGGAUAUGAACCUACAAAAGGAGAGGAUGAAGUUGGGUGUACAAAUCACAGUCGAUGACCCUCAACAGCUCGAACAGAUCCGCGCACGAGAAUCAGGAAUGGUUAUCGAGAGAGUGGAGAUGAUACUCAAGGCUGGAGCAAAUGUUAUUCUAACGACUAAAGGUAUCGACGAUAUGUGCUUGAAACUCUUCAUCGAGCGUGGCGCUAUGGCUGUGAGGCGGUGCAAGAAGGAAGACCUGCGACGAAUCGCAAAGGCUACCGGCGCGACCCUAUUGAGCACACUUUCCGAUCUGAACGGUGACGAGCGUUUUGAACCUUCGUAUUUGGGCCACGCCGAAGAAGUUGUUCAGGAACGUAUUUCAGACGAUGAGUGUAUCAUGGUCAAGGGAACCAAAACGCACUCGUCAGCCUCUAUCCUCCUUCGAGGGCCGAACGACUUCACUCUUGACGAGAUGGAGCGAUCCGUUCACGAUUCGCUGUGUGCGGUUAAGAGAACUUUGGAGAGUGGUAGCAUCGUGCCCGGCGGUGGAGCGGUGGAAACCGCACUGCACAUCUACCUGGAAGAGUUCGCAGGCACAGUCGGCUCAAGAGAGCAGCUUGCCAUUGGAGAAUUCGCGCAGUCGCUUCUCGUUAUUCCCAAGACCUUAGCUGUCAACGCCGCUAAAGAUGCAAGCGAAUUAGUGGCGCAAUUACGGUCUCGACAUGCUCUGUCGCAGAGGACACAAGAUGGAGAAGGCAAUGAGGACGAGAAAACGAUCGCGAAAAAGAAGAACUACAAGAACUAUGGUUUGGAUCUGAUGAAGGGAAAGGUGGUCGACGAGAUUAAGGCUGGCGUAUUAGAACCCAGCAUGAGCAAGGUUCGACAGCUAAAGAGCGCGGUGGAGGCGUGUAUCAGCAUAAUGAGAAUUGAUACCCUGAUCAAGCUGGAUCCGGAAGAGAGGGGAGAACCGGAUGAUGGACAUGGACACUGAUAGGAAAUAAAGGGAAACAUGGUGGGCGCGAGGCGUUCCUAAUAGGAAGACGGUUUAAGACACAAGUUUAAUUCUAUAGCCCAAAUUCCAGAUCCGAGGUAAUCAACUCGUCCACUUA
Daldinia decipiens is the source of this 2016-nucleotide messenger RNA. RefSeq names its product T-complex protein 1. NCBI's taxonomy places the organism in Eukaryota, Fungi, Ascomycota, Sordariomycetes, Xylariales, Hypoxylaceae. Gene Ontology annotation, biological process: protein folding. Gene Ontology annotation, cellular component: chaperonin-containing T-complex. Bases 195 to 1898 code for a protein of 567 amino acids. Gene Ontology annotation, molecular function: ATP hydrolysis activity; ATP-dependent protein folding chaperone; ATP binding. The transcript is spliced from 3 exons. The record is from RefSeq and is a predicted model, not a curated record.